Messenger RNA from Oreochromis aureus, 2241 nucleotides. RefSeq lists its product as uncharacterized. Bases 451 to 1056 code for a protein of 201 amino acids. NCBI's taxonomy places the organism in Eukaryota, Metazoa, Chordata, Actinopteri, Cichliformes, Cichlidae. The record is from RefSeq and is a predicted model, not a curated record. The transcript is spliced from 7 exons.
GCAAGCCAGAGGAUGCUGGGUGGAGGGAGGCGGGGGAGAAAGUGAGAAGGCGGGAGGGCAGGGGAUGCAGCCCAGCUAAGGUGAGAAAAGGUAAGGCAGUGGUGGCUGAGAACAGGCCGCACUGAAUGCUAGUAGAAUUAGGUGACCAGGUAGGGAAGAUGGAGUGUUAGUGAAGAAAUAAAUGACUUGUCACAGAAAUAGUGCAGGUCAUAGUGUAGGAGGACAUUUAAUCUGCAGAAGUGUGAAGCCUGUUAGGAGGCUAGGCUGGAGGAUGGAGGGAAAAAAGAGAAACAAGACGCUUGCAACAAGACCAAAAGAAAAAAAAAGGAGAGCCAGAAAAUCAGUAUUAGAGUUUUGUGAGUGUGGAGUGUCCUUUCCUUUCCCUGCCAUGGAUGUAAUGCUGGUUUGGAUUACAUCCAAUCAGAUGAGAGGACCGUGGCCCUUGUCAUAAUGACAAGCAUGACAUCAUGGCAAGGGCUAGCGGAGAGGAGACAGCGGAGAGCUCCAGACAGACGACGGGGCUGCACGCCGGGAUCUGCACGCCGACAAACGCGCACCGGCUGCCGGGUCGAAAGCGCACGGACUACCAGGUGUUGGUGGUUGGUGGCUCGGGGUCGGGGGGGAUACGAACGGAAAGUGCGGGCUGGGUGCCGACGACUGGAGCUCUGCCCCGGACAGGCUGAAGCUCCAUCAGCGGUGGGAGAGAUAGACACGAAGGAGGCUGAGCGACAUGGCAACUUGUUUAAUUUCUGCCAAUCAAGACGAGAGGAAGACAACUCCCAAACUGGCAUUCCUGCGGAUGGCCACAUCAAGCCCAAAGUUUGUUGCCUGUUUCCUAAAAAGUGGGGGGAAGAUUUUUCCACCAAAAUACCCAUCAUCCCCAGGUUGAAGCUGGGAGGCCCGGUUGAGGUGUUCCUCUUCAUCCUUUCGUUCACCCAUCUACUCCCCCAUCCGACCGUUCAUCCAUCCAUCCAUCCACCCACCCAUCCUUCUGUUCCUCGCGUGCAGAGUCUGGCUGCCCCAGCUCGAGGAUAUUUGGCCUGCAACAGGUGUUAAGUUGUUGGUCCGCUGUUCCAGCAGAGCCACCCGUGGUGUUGGGGGUCUCACAACAUUUCCUCUGUGUGUCCUCUUGAGCUGAGAUUGCUGCUUUGAGCCAGCAAGGAAACAAAUCGAAAUUUUUCCAGAGGGGAGCAGCGGCUGCUGUAAUCUCCACUGUUCAAUUAGCUGAAGUGACCGGGACGCCACCUACACUUCAUUAGCUGGAAGGCGAAGGUGAUGCUGACGGUAUAACAUCAGGCGAGUACGAGAGAUGGAGAAGAUGCUGACGUUUCCCAAAAAACCCCACACAAACACACACAGACACACACAUACAGGCAGAGAGUAAAUGGGAGUCUUCUGUCAGGAGUGUGAGUCAUUCCCAAGUGUAGAAAACUGAAUUAAAGUGAAUCAGGCUGAACUGAAAUGACCUGAGCUGAAAAGAAGGCUUCAGCUGGACAGCCCUCUGAAGGUGCUGAGGGAAAAAAAAUUAGAUGACAAAUAAUUUGGAAAUAAUGCAGAUGGCACACUGUGGUUUCUCGAGGUGGCCUCGCUAGAUUUCCUGUUCUGCAUUCCCCGUUUUCUUUUUUUCAUUUUCAUAUUUACAUUACAUUCGAUGACAUUUAUUAAACUGUACGUCUCUGGACUCUCAGCAUUUGUAUCCUAUCUGUUUUCGUAUUUGAGCUUGUGCCAUAUCCAUCAAAAGUGUACAUUAGAAAUCUGCGACAUUUCAGUCUGUUCAUUAUUGUGGAAUUAAAUAUUAGACACAGAAUUAGAUUUUUAAAAAUAAAUCUACAGGCUUUUUUAAGCUAGCUGGUGCCAUUUCGUUUCACAUCAUUUGUCUUUCUUUUUAACCACAACUGCACAAAAUUAGUCUUGCUUAAUAUUUUGUAAUGAUGGCAAAUUAUUGUUUUCCAUCUGAGCUUCACACUUGCAUCAAUUAAAGAGUGCUAGGAUGAUCUGCUCUCUAAGCAACUCCAGAUUCAGUGACCUUUACAUUUUGAGUUUAACUGAAACAUGACAAGAAAAAAAAAUAAGUAUGUGUUCGGUGUGAUCGUGUCAGUCAUAAGUUACUUCAUCAUAAGACCCAAGCAGCUGAUUUUGACGUGGUUUACAUGUGGGUUUAAUCACAAACUCUUCUUUUUUAUUGUACCUUCUUGUUCUUGUGCUCCACUGUUUAAAAGAUAAAAUAAAAAAAAAACAUUG